AAUGAAAACACGUUCAGGAGCAAGAAUGCAAAGAAGAGAAAGCAAGAAAUGACUUGUGGUGAAUUGUAGUGAUUAUAUUUGUCAUAUAGUGUGGUUAAUAUUUUCUUCAUCUGAGAAAUUUUGAUUCUUACUCGAUAUUAGUGACAGAAAAACCGCAUUAGUAACAUAGAAAAAUAAUGGAUAACAUAUUUGGAAAGGAAGAUUCUGGGGAUGAAAGCGAGCAUAAUGAUAUUGAAGAGAGAGAUGAAGAUAAAGAUACUAAAAAUAGUCCCUCACAAAAUUCAGGAUCAAAAGAUGCAGAAGCUAUGGAUACCGAUGGUGUACAAGCUAAGAUAGAGUCUGAUGCAAUGAGCUCUCAGUCCCAGUCACAGUCAGAUACAGAAGAGAAUGAAAAUACUGGGUUACAUUCCAUGUGUCCAAUCAUAGAAGAUCAAAUGGAAGUCAUAAGCAAUGAGAUUGACAUAAAGGAGGAAGAACAAACAGCAGAAGACAUAUUUAGCAAUGAUAUUAUAUUACCUCGUCCAAAUCCAAUCAGUGCAAAAGAAAGAAGAGAAAGCAAAGAAAAGAGUAAAAAGGAAUUAGAGGAGGAAGAACGAGAGAAAAUGCAAGUACUAGUGUCUAAUUUUACUGAAGAUCAGUUGGACAGGUAUGAAAUGUACAGACGGUCUGCAUUCCCAAAAGCAGCUAUAAAAAGGAUCAUGCAAACUAUAACGGGCUGUUCAGUAUCACAGAAUGUUGUCAUAGCUAUGUCAGGAAUUGCCAAAGUAUUUGUUGGCGAAAUUGUGGAAGAAGCUUUAGACGUCAUGGAAGCUCAGAAUGAAACCGGUCCGUUACAACCGAAGCACUUGAGAGAAGCUGUCCGUAGGUUACGAUUACAAGGUCAAAUACCAAACAGCCGAGGACACAAAGCUUUUUUCAGGCUGUAAUCAAUCCGUGUAUUAUAUUAAUGUAAUACUUCUUAUAUUACAUAGCUCAUCGGUAUUAGAGUCUAUUAAUAUAGUUUCUGUACAUAAACUAUGUUUUGUUUCAUAUUUUUAAUGAAAAGAGAUUAUUUAUAUCUUUUUUAUCAAUUUACUCUUA
Molecule: messenger RNA, 1080 nt
Organism: Pseudomyrmex gracilis
Lineage: Eukaryota; Metazoa; Arthropoda; Insecta; Hymenoptera; Formicidae
Gene: Taf11
Product: transcription initiation factor TFIID subunit 11
Exons: 6
Coding region: 177-926 (249 amino acids)
Biological process (GO): RNA polymerase II preinitiation complex assembly; transcription initiation at RNA polymerase II promoter
Cellular component (GO): transcription factor TFIID complex; nucleus
Molecular function (GO): protein heterodimerization activity; transcription coactivator activity
Source: RefSeq, a predicted model, not a curated record